UUAUUAUUAUUAUUUAAUUCGUUAAAUAUCUCUAUAGUUGAUUUUGACUAGCUCCGAUGUUAAUAGGAACUAUUUUAUUUUGUCAAAUUAUUACGAUGUUAGGAAAAAAACUCAAUUUACGUAGUAGAUAUUGACUAUCUUGGAUAUUAUCAGGAACUAAUAUGUUUGUCAAAUUUUUGCGCUCUUAAAAAAAGAAAUAUUUUGAUUUACAUACUAAAUUUUGACUAGUUUAAAUGUUAUCAAUAAUUUUUAAAUUUUCAGAAUAAAAAUUCUUUGAAUCAUAUAAAAAGUUUUGACCAGCUUAAAUGUUAUCAGAAAUUGCAUUAUUUGUAAGUGCUCAAUAAUAUGGAUUAUGCAAACAAUGAGCUGAUAAUUUCAUAAUUAGGUUUCUUUGGUGUACAAAUAAAAUUGUAUUAUACUAAAAACAUGUAUCGUGGAAUUGUGAGCUCUAUAAUGAAGAAUAUUUUUUUUAAUAUUGAAAUUUUCAAAUUCCUUUCUUUAUUGUUAUAAAUAAAUAAUGAACGCAAUAAUAUCUUAAUUUGCUGGUGUUUAUCAGCUUUUAAAUGCUUUUACUGCUAAAGUACUUUGAAUAAACAACUCUUACAUCUUUGAAUGUAAUACUGUGGAAAAAUAUUUUCGAAAUAGAGCAAGAAAUAUCAUUUCUGGUAAGUUAAAAUUUCAAAUGCUUGAACAGUUUAUGAUAAAAAGGAAACCACGAAUAUUUACGUAGGACAAAAUAUUAUUUGGCGUCUUUCAAAUCUUGUACUGUACAUUGUACUAGUAACAAAACUUAAUUAUUUUUGUAAAAUUCUACAUUUAACUCUUUACUAUAGUAAGAUGAAUGAAAGAAAAGCUGUUAAAAUGAUAAUCAAAAAAAGAGUUAUCAAUACAAUACCAAGUUCCAAACAUAAAUAUUUGCUCCUUCUAUUCUAAAAAUGGAGCCAUCUCGGGAUGUGGGAUGCCAAAAUUCGAUUGAAGAAUUAUCGAAAAACAAUUCGAGAAAAACAAAUGAUAAUUUUCACCGUCGUGAAUAUCGUUCGCAGUCCGUGGCCAGUCCAGACCCCCGAAGUCCAUAUUUCACGCAUCGCUGGAUACAGACUUCGCCGAAAUCCAGGCAAAAUUCUCACCUCCACACUUGUUGCAGGAAUGAGGAAAAAAAGAAAUCGGUAAUGAAAGGUUCGAUUCCAGGAUUGAAUCUAUCACCAAAUAAUCCAAAAACAGCCACUAUUCGCCAACAUUAUUAUCCUGAAGGUGGCUGGGGUUGGAUAGUGCUGUGUUGUGCUCUUAUAGUACACAUUCUAGGCAAUACUGUGAUCUUAUCAAGUGGAUUCUUCAUCGUUGAAAUACGGAAUCAUUUUAUGCAGGGACAGAAAUCUAUUGAACCAGUUCUCACGGCUGUCACCUCCACAGGGGUAUCAUACGUUUUUUCUCCACUUGUGAUCGCACUAUGCAAAAAGAAGAGUACUCGACUUCUUGCCAUGUUUGGCGGAAUUCUGACGUCUCUUGGCUGCCUCUUCACGUCUUUCGCCACCCAACUCCACCAAGUGUACUUCAGUUAUGGACUCAUGAUCGGGGCAGGUGACUGUCUGACCCGAGAGACAUCCUCCAUCAUUCUGGGAGAGUACUUUAAAAGGAAGAGACAUCAGAUACAAAUGCUCUACCACAUGGGAUAUGGAAUAGGUGUUGCUACCAUGCCUCUACUUUUCUCUCACUGCCUCAGAUAUAUGGGGUGGCGACAGGGUCUUCAGGUUCUGGCUGGUUUACAAACCAUCAUCAUCGUGACUGCCAUAUUUUUCCGACCGGCAUCGUUGUACCAUCCUCAGAGAAGAGCCAUUCUACACGUGAAGAGUCUGCAGAGGAGAUCGAAAGUGAAGGAUAAGGCACCAGUGGUCGAAAGACAUCGUUUGCUAGAUUUCUCCGUCCUCAAGUCCAAAACUGUUCGAAUUCUGAUUCUCGGAUCAGGAAUCAUCGCGUUCGGUAUUGCAUCACCUUUUGUCCUCAUGAUAGAAGAAAUGAAGAAUGAUGAACUAGAUUUGAAAAGCAUGUACUAUCUGCAAUUAUAUUUAGGUGUUGCAAUAAGCUUAGGAACGGCAGCAUUUGGCAUUAUAGUGAUAAAAAAUAGUGAUCAGUGCAAUAUUGCCAGGCAGUAUUUAUGCCAAGCAUCAGCUUUUGCGAUCAGUGGCUGGCUUGUUGCUUAUCCAACAUUGAGCAACUUUUACGGAUACCUUUUAUUUGUGUGGAUCUAUGGGAUUUUUUACGGAGGAUACAUUUAUUCUUUAAAACUAUGCGUUUUCGAGAAAGUUAGAGCCAGAAAUUAUGCCAAUACUUGGGGAUUUCUUAUUGGUUACCAAGCAUUACCAAGCUCUUUAGGAUUGCCAGUAAUAUAUUACAUAAAUGAGGAAUUAGGAUUAAAGCGAGGCUAUUAUGUGGCUGCCAUCUUCGUCUUUAUUGGCAGUAUGUCUUUGUUCCUGAUUGACAUCUACAAAAAGAAGCAAAAGAAAAAGAAAGAGGCAGCUUUGAACGCUGAAAAUCUUCUUCAAAAAGUUAUAAACCAAAGAAAGCUUUCCCAAGAAACCAUUCAUAGCUUAGCCCCUCCGAUCCAUUACGGGGAUUUGAGAAAAGCACAAGAGCUGACGUGUAUUUCUGAGGAAAUACUGGUGGAUAAUUUUAUGGAAGACUAUAUAGAAGACUGCAUCACAUCCUGCAAUAAAGAAGAAAAAUUCUUGAUGUUAAGUGAGUUUGAAAACAACGUCAUUAAUUCCGAUGAGCGUGGCUUCCAAUCGCAGCUAGAAUCUUCGGACUCAGAUGCACUGUUUUAUUGUGAAAAGUAUCCUCCACCGUUUCUGUUACCUCGUAAUCCGGUCAAAGCUGUGGAUAACAUCGAAGUUAUAGAGGAAGUAACUUCGUCUGUGUAAUUUGUACUUGAUGUUAGAACUUCAGUCAGUUCGAAAACGUCAUCAGAACGGGUGGCUUACAAUCGCAGCUUGAAACUUCGAACACAGAUGCUCUAUUUUAUUAUGAAAAGUAUCGCCAACCAUUUUUAUUACCACGUGAUCUGUUUAAAUCUCUGGAUAACUUUCAAGUUACAGAGGAAAUAACUUCGCCUGAGUAAAAUAUACUUUACCAAGGAAAAAAAAUUGACUCUAUAAAUAUUAAAAGACGACAUUUAUGCAGAAAGAUGUAAAAUCAACGUUUUUUGAACAAAUAAAUAAAAACAGAAAGCAUUA
This is a messenger RNA of Parasteatoda tepidariorum (common house spider), 3227 nucleotides long. Its product is annotated as monocarboxylate transporter 10. Gene Ontology annotation, biological process: transmembrane transport. Gene Ontology annotation, molecular function: transmembrane transporter activity. Lineage: Eukaryota; Metazoa; Arthropoda; Arachnida; Araneae; Theridiidae. The record is from RefSeq and is a predicted model, not a curated record.